GGUCUGCUCAGCACGUGGCUUUGCGCAUGUGCACUGACUGGAAUGAAUAUUUGGAGGUGGAGCUAGAUAGUUAGAGGUGGAGUUUUGAGUUGAUCGUGCAAUUGCAAUUAUAGAGCUCUAGUUACUCUCGAUCUCAUAUCAGCUAGCUAGCUUAGCUAGUUAGUAAAAUGAACUUGUGGAGCAGAGUCUGAGGCCAGAGGGGGGUCCUGGAGCACCCUCUGCCCCCCUCUGGCUACGCCACUGAGCAAAGAGUCUAGCUACUACCUAAAACUUCCUUUCUUCAAUAGUGAACAUGUGGCAUUCAGCUACUGCGCAUGCUCAACUUCUUAUCCUGGGUGGGCUUAUAAUCGAGUGAAAAUACCCUUGUGUAAGAACUUCGAAGCAUGCAAAAGAGGGGAUGGGCGUUUAUUCAAGAUGGGCUUAUUUUCGCGAGGGUACGGUAGUCUUGCCACAGAUCUUCAGAUUAGAUAUCAACAAGGGCUAUUGCUUGUGAAUGUUUUAAUUGUGCAAGUGGGCAAUAACUCGGCAUUUCUUUAGGUAGCUGUAUACGCUCACUGUAAGACCAAUGGCUAGUUGUGAGCAAGGAACUAUAGAGCAAGCUUCCCUUCAUGAAACUCCUGCACCAGAUGCCAGCAGAGAUGCCACUGAAGCUACACCACUCGUAACAAGUAAUCACAGUAAAUAUAGCAAAAAGAAAAGUGUGGUGAUCAAAUCAAAGGCUGCAAUAAUGAUUCUUAUUUGGACUGCCUUAAUGUCUUUGAUAUAUGGUGGUUUUCUGAAUCCUGACAAUUAUUUCUUACUCACUUACCUAUUGAUGAGAGUAAACCAAGUAGGGCCAGUACUUAACAGUGAGAUGAUAGAUAGUGGCAUAUAUGCUGUAUUUGCUUUCUGGCUCCUCUUCUAUCCUCUAGCUGGAUACUUGGCAGAUGUUCGAUAUGGAAGAUAUAAGGUUGUGAGAUGUAGUGUAUGCACCAUGUGGUGUGGAUUUUUGACUGUGGUUGUUAUCGGUGGUAUUGUGAACGUCAUCUUGAUGCUAUUAAAUUUUAUCGACUCCACGCCUCUAUCAAUUUUUAUGGUGGUGGUGAAUUGUGCACUUGGACUUUUUCUACUUUUCUCUUUAUUGAUUGGAUUUGCUGGAUUUUUAGCCAAUGUUAUUCAGUUUGGGGUUGACCAAUUAAAUGAUUCUCCUUCUAAAGACAGCUUUCUUUUCGUUCAUUGGUUUCUCUUCACACUUUAUAUUGGAAUAAGCUUUGGAAAACUGGUAUGGAGUGCAGGUAAUGCCACUGGUUUCUUAAGCUUUUCUAUAUUUGGACUUGUCCUGUUAGUUGAGCUGAUUUGUGUACCAGUAACAUUCUGUGUUGCUAAGCGCAGGUGGUUUGUUAUUGACAAUGGCAUUGGUAACCCUUACAAAGAGGUUGCAAGAGUUGUCAACUUUGCAAGAAGAAACAAGAUUCCUAUUCAACGCAGUGCCUUUACAUUCUGGGAGGAUGACAUACCCACUGGACUGGAUCUAGGCAAGGACAAGUAUGGAGGACCAUUCACAACUGAGCAGGUGGAGAAUGUGAAAUCCUUUUUUGGAAUCUUUAUCCUUUUAUUUUCAGUAGGACCAUUUUUCACGGCUGAUAUUGCUGCAACACCUUUUCUCAGUAUACUUAGAGAUCACAUGGAGGCAGAUAUUUAUUACAAUUUGUCAUUUUUUAGUGUGAGUAAAAUUGUUUACUCUAUGUUCACUAAUGGUAGCACUCUGUACCCCGUCUUUUUAAUUUUUUUUGUUCCUAUUUUUCUCAAGUUUAUUCAUCCUCUGUUUCAAAAGUACUUCCCUGGUAUUCUGAGGCGAAUUGGAAUUGGUCUUUGUCUUAUCACUGUUAGUCUGUUUUGCUCGCUAUUUGUUGAGACGUUUGGUCACCUCCCUAGCAGCUAUAAUGCUACUAUUUCAAUGUUUGCUCCUGGACAUUUUGUAUAAUUAUGAUGGUGUAAAUUACCCAUAUCCUUAUUUUGUUGAUGCUCCCUCCCUUAAUGUCUCCCCAUACAUUCUCAUUAUUCAGCAAGUCCUUAUUGCUGUGGCCUAUGUCUUUAUCUAUGGUGGAGUGUUUGAAUUCAUCUGUGCUCAAA
This is a messenger RNA of Halichondria panicea, 2112 nucleotides long. Its product is annotated as solute carrier family 15 member 4-like. Gene Ontology annotation, biological process: transmembrane transport. The transcript has a single exon. Lineage: Eukaryota; Metazoa; Porifera; Demospongiae; Suberitida; Halichondriidae. Gene Ontology annotation, cellular component: membrane. The coding region runs from base 566 to 1963 and encodes 465 amino acids. Gene Ontology annotation, molecular function: transmembrane transporter activity. The record is from RefSeq and is a predicted model, not a curated record.